AUGAUCGACAUGCGUAAUGGAAACAAGGGAUCAAAUAGCCAGUGGACGAAAAAUCAGAAACGAUUUCCGAAAAUCAAGUCCAUUGAGUACGACAGACGGAUAGCGUUUAACGCUACCACUCUUAAGGUCUACGAGGUUCGAGCUCCCGAGACCUUCAUCAGUUUUCUCGCAUUCAUCUACGACUCAGUGGACGAAGGCGAACCACCUCCCAGGUAG
Molecule: messenger RNA, 216 nt
Organism: Cylicocyclus nassatus
Lineage: Eukaryota; Metazoa; Nematoda; Chromadorea; Rhabditida; Strongylidae
Source: the annotation of a GenBank genome assembly